GUUCCCGCCAUCAGUAAAAACACAAACAGUGGUGGAUUUAAAGUUACAAUUGAGUGGCGAAAUUACGAAAGUUGCUGGUUUUCGACUACUCGGAGGCUCUCGGGACCCGAUACGAGUGAUGUCGGAUUGGGAAUGCGACGAACCUAGCGUGGCAGCAGCUGCUGACAAGAAGGGGCCCACAUAUGUCCAUGGGCAGGAGAGGUAUGUGUCAGAGUGCCCGCAUUCAAUCGCCAAAAGUGACGCCGAAGAUGAUGGCGAUGAUGACGGUGGCUGCUGCAGCUUCUCCAUUGAUGUCGGCGAUGUUGGGCGGGUCAUCGGAAGGGGUGGCAGCAAAAUCCAGGAGCUGGAGAAGCUGAGUGGAGCGCGGAUUAAGCUGCUGAGAGAUGGGGACGAGGGCACCGUGCAGCUGGUGGGCAGCGCAGGCGCGCGGCGCAUUGCCCGCAACCUGAUCCGCAAUAUCACGGGGAGUGGGGCAGAGAAGAGCCACCAAGGCAGCCAGGGGAGGUGGCGCCCGGCUAGGGAGGGUAUGGAGGGCAGGGGUGACCCCAGUUGGGGCGGUGGGACUAGAGAUGAUGGUAGAACGGUAUCGAGUGGUGGUGCUAGGGAAGGUAUUGGUGGGACUGAAGAUUGUGAUGAUAGUGGUGGUGUGAGUAGAGGUGCUUGUAGAGGUGGAUUUGGAGGUGGUGAAAAUGAGGUUGGAGGUGGCAGUGGUGGGUUUGGUGGUGGUCGUGGGUUUGGUGGUGGUCGUGGGAUUGUUGAUAGUCAUGAUGGGUGUGGAGGAGGUGGUCGUGGUGGAUCUGGGUUUGGUGGUGGAGGUGGUGGGUUUGGUGGUGGAGGUGGUGGGUUUGGUGGUGGAGGUGGUGGGUUUGGUGGUGGAGGUGGUCGCUUUGGUGGUGGAGGUGGUCGCUUUGGUGGUGGAGGUGGUAGCUUUGGUGGUGGAGGUGGUAGCUUUGGUGGUGGAGGUGGUAGCUUUGGUGGUGGAGGUGGUCGCUUUGGUGGUGGAGGUGGUAGCUUUGGUGGUGGAGGAGAUAGCUUUGGUGGUGGAGGUGGUACUGGUGGUGGCGGGACAAGGUCGAGUGGUGCAGCCGCUGAUUCUGAAGACACCGAAAAUCCCCCGCGGAUUCGCAUUGACUGGGCAAGCAUCAACGAACGCCAGGCCGAUUUUGUGGCACUCAAGUGGAAUGACUGUCCUCCCAUCAAGAAGAAUUUCUACUUUGAGUCGCCGAGCGUGACCAGAAUGAGCCCUGAGGAGGUGGCCGAGUGGAGGCAGAGCAACAAUAACAUUUCCGUGGUGGACAUGUGCGAGGAGGGGAGUCGCAGCAUACCCAACCCUGUGCGCACCUUUGCGGACGCCUUUGAGCAUUUCCCCGACAUCUUGGACAACAUCUGUCGCGCAGGCUUUACCACGCCUUCACCCAUACAGAGCCAGGCGUGGCCCGUGGUUCUGCUGGGCUGGGACCUCGUGGGCAUCGCUCAGACAGGCACAGGGAAAACACUCGCCUUCCUCUUCCCAGGGUUCAUUCACCUUACCCUGCAGCCAAUACCCCGGGAGCAACGGGAGGGCCCGGGAAUGCUGAUCUUGACGCCGACACGCGAGCUCGCCCUGCAGAUCAAAUCGGAGUGCAGCAAAUACUCGUACCAGGGAAUUACCAGCGUGUGCAUCUACGGCGGGGGCAACCGCAGGGAGCAGAUCGAAAUCGCCACCAGGGGCGUGGACAUCGUUAUCGCGACACCUGGACGACUCAACGACCUCAUGAUGAACGGGCACAUCAGCAUGCGCGGCAUCACUUAUCUGGUGCUGGACGAAGCUGACCGCAUGCUGGAUCUGGGCUUUGAGCCGCAGAUCAUGAAAAUCCUUCUGGACGUGCGGCCAGACAGGCAAACUACCAUGACUAGCGCGACGUGGCCGCCCGGAGUGAGGCGUCUUGCGCGCUCCUACCUCAAGGACCCAGUGCUCGUCUACGUCGGCUCCUUGAAUCUGGCGGCCGUCCAUUCGGUGCACCAGGAGGUGGUGGUCCUGAACCCCGAAGACAAACAGGACUUCCUUUUCAAAUUCUUUGCCAGCAUGCAGCCCAGUGACAAGGUCCUCGUCUUCACGGGGCGAAAGGCCAUGGCCGAUCACCUCUCCACGAAGUGUUGCCUCAUGGGCCUCGAUGUCCAGAGUCUCCAUGGCGACCGCGAGCAGUUCGACCGAGAGCAGGCGCUAAGUGAAUUCCGCAGCGGCUGCGUGCGGAUCCUCAUAGCCACGGACGUGGCCUCGCGCGGGCUGGACGUGACCGACAUCACACACGUCUUGAACUACGACUGUCCACGCCACAUGGAGGAGUACGUGCAUCGCAUCGGCCGCACGGGCCGCGCCGGCAAGGAGGGCAAGUCGGUGACUUUGGUGACGCGAAGUGACUGGAGGCAUGCGGCAGACCUUAUCAGCAUCAUGCAGGAGGCCGGGCAGGAUGUGCCGCAGGAGCUAGAGGAGAUGGCCGAGCGGUUUGAGCAGAACCAGCGCGAGAAGGAGCUACGCGGAGACCGACCCAGGUUUGGUGGGCGAGGAAGAUUUGCGGACCGCGAUGCCGUCGCCGGCGUGUUCGAGGGACUCCUGUAGAGGGGGUACGCGAGGGGGUCCAUUGCACCCCUGGAACCUUGGAUGCACAUCGGUAGCAUGUCUACUUCAGACUUCUUUCCUGGUUUCUGUCUGCAGCUGAAUUUCGUUAAUGUUACAGCUAGCCCAGCAUUCAGGCGAUAGUACUGCACCACUGUAAUCAUAUGGGGGGUUCCCAAUUGAAGUUGGCUGCCAGGGAUUUUGUGGGCCUUGUAAAAUCUGGAAGUCUCCUGGCAUGUUAUAGACCGGUGUGUUUUGUUGGAGGUACAUUCCCCCCUCUCCCCCUUUGAGUGUGCUGGAGUCUUGUGAAAAUUGUUCUGGAUUGUCUCCGUUUGCAAUGUAUUUUCGAGCAUUGUGUGAAGGCUGGCAUUCUAAUGAAAGUGUUGGAAGGGAAAUAUUUUUUUCCCCGUUGACAUGGGAAAAAAAGGUCGGACCGGUAUGAAAGUGCUGUUGCUCAUUUUUACAUCAACAUGAUCCCGAGUCCUUGAAUUUUGUCCAUGUACACGGUGUUAUUUAAAUGUUUUUAUUUGUCAAAACGGCUGUGGCAACAACACUUGUAGACCACAGCGUUUGGCUAACUGGAAACUUUCAGCGUGUAGUGAUGUAAAAAUUCGAUAUGGCCAAGUGUUUUUAAAUAUUACAGUUCCUGAUGGACAUGGGCAAAGUUGUGCGCUUCAGUUUAAGUGAUUUAUAAAUUGUAAAGUG
Molecule: messenger RNA, 3301 nt
Organism: Lethenteron reissneri (Far Eastern brook lamprey)
Lineage: Eukaryota; Metazoa; Chordata; Hyperoartia; Petromyzontiformes; Petromyzontidae
Molecular function (GO): RNA binding; ATP binding
Source: RefSeq, a predicted model, not a curated record